Messenger RNA from Neurospora tetrasperma FGSC 2508, 798 nucleotides. RefSeq lists its product as uncharacterized. The record is from RefSeq and is a predicted model, not a curated record. Gene Ontology annotation, cellular component: cytoplasm. NCBI's taxonomy places the organism in Eukaryota, Fungi, Ascomycota, Sordariomycetes, Sordariales, Sordariaceae. Gene Ontology annotation, biological process: rRNA base methylation. The transcript has a single exon. The annotation marks the transcript as partial. Gene Ontology annotation, molecular function: rRNA (uridine-N3-)-methyltransferase activity.
AAGAAGCAACACAAGCAAAAGCAGCAUUCCGAUCCAACAAUACCCUUCAGCCCCGACGAAAACAUCCUCCUUGUCGGCGAUGGCGACCUUAGCUUCGCCGCCUCCCUGGUCGAGCACCACCGCUGCACCAACCUGACCGCCUCCGUCUACGAAAAGGACCUCGACGAGCUAUCCGCGAAAUACCCCCACGUGCGCGCCAACGUCGACAAGAUCCUCGCCGUGCCUGGCUGCAAGGUUCUCUACAACGUCGACGCGCGGCGCAUGGCGCCCUUCGCCCACAAGGCCAAGCCCAAAGACAAGCAGGCGGGCCGGGUCGAGCAGGUCGGCACCAUGGACCGCAUCAUCUUCAACUUCCCGCACGUCGGCGGCAAGUCCACCGACGUCAACCGCCAGGUGCGCUACAACCAGGAGCUGCUGGUCGACUUCUUCAAGCGCUCCUUGCUCUCGCUGGCCCCCGGCGGUUCGGUGAUCGUCACCCUGUUCGAGGGCGAGCCCUACACGCUGUGGAACAUUAGGGAUCUGGCAAGGCACUCGGACCUGGCCGUCGAGAAGAGCUUCAAGUUCCAGGCGAGGGCGUAUCCGGGCUAUCACCAUGCUAGGACGCUCGGGGUCGUCAGGAACAAGAAGGGGGAGGCGGCCGAGGGUGCUUGGAAGGGCGAGGAGAGGCCGGCGAGGAGUUAUGUCUUUGUCAGGAAGGAUGAUGUGCCGAAGCCGCCCGCUCCGGGCAUGGGGAAGAAGAGGAAGGCGGAGGAGUCGGAUGAUGAGGAUGAAGAGGAGGGUGAUAAUGAUUGGGGCAGC